Molecule: messenger RNA, 10528 nt
Organism: Acanthaster planci (crown-of-thorns starfish)
Lineage: Eukaryota; Metazoa; Echinodermata; Asteroidea; Valvatida; Acanthasteridae
Product: polycystin-1-like protein 2
Biological process (GO): detection of mechanical stimulus; calcium ion transport
Cellular component (GO): plasma membrane
Molecular function (GO): calcium channel activity; calcium ion binding; protein binding
Source: RefSeq, a predicted model, not a curated record
GUUGCAUGAGUUUAACGUGUUUUUUCAACAAGACAGGAUGAGAUCAUGAUGUUCAGGACUCAUCUCAGUACAUUUCUCAUCUUACACAUUCUCUCCACCCUUAAACAAGGACUAGCUCUUGACCUACGGGGCACCAGAGUUAUAACAAGUCAGAGCUCUGACGCAGGGCGAUACGCCGGGGCGUCAUCAGCGGUGGAUAGGAAGCUUAAAACCAUAUCACAUACAGGAUGGAAAGAUCCAUCUGACCGUGUCAACCCGUGGUGGAAGGUGGAUCUAGGCGCUGUCUACUGCUUAAGGAAAAUCACACUAGUCAAUAGAAUAAGGGACGUGCGCGUAAUUGCAAGACGCUUAAAAGGCAAUGUAAUCCGUGCUGGAAUGAGUGCCAACCAUCUGCUAAACCGAGAAAUAGGACGCGUUAGAGAAGAGCAGGCUAUAAGCGGAGCAGUUUUGGAUUUCACACCUGAUCCGUACGUUAAUGCACGAUACGUCAGCGUGGACAUCCCUGCCAGUGGUUCAAAUAUUAUCGUCCAGUUGACCGAAUUCAUGGUGGAAGAGGUCUCGAUGGAUACGGUUGAUACUCCAUCAACAGCUCUAAGUUUGACUGGUAGCCAAAGCGACCAGAGUUCUACCCAUGAAGAAAACGGUGAUAGUUGGGACUCCGCAAGAGCCGUAGAUGGAUUGUCGCUGUAUGAGGGCACAAGCUGCAGUAGAACAGAAUUUCAGCAAAACCCGUGGUGGAGGAUGGAUCUUACCUCUGCACAGUGUAUUAGGAAAAUUGCUGUUCGGAACAUGGACGAUAUUUUCGUCUACACUAGGCUUAACUUAUACGGAGCAGUAGUCCGUGCCGGCCUGAGUGCCACGCCUACAGAGAACGCCAUGUGUGGUUCUCCUGUGACACUCUACCAAUCCUUGAUCAAUGAUUGGAUUGAAUUCACCUGUGAGCCAUCCAGGCUCGCACGUUAUGUCAGCGUCGAUGCACCGGGCAAUCUGACUCUUAUCCUUUGUGAGGUGAUGAUUUGGCCGUGUGAUCUCCCACCAACAGCAGCCCUCAAUUUGACUGGCAAAUUAGCAAAUCAGAGCUCUACGAUGAGUGGACGGGAUGCUCGAAGGGCAUUCGAUGGGCUCCCAGAAGAACCGUUCUGCAGCAUCACAAAUUACGAAGAGAACCCAUGGUGGAGAGUUGACCUGGAGUCAAAUAAUUGCCUUGGAAAAAUUCGCAUCAGGAAUACCGGCAGUUCAGCAGAACCAAACUUGCAGGAUGCUAUGGUACAGGCGGGCCUGAGCGAAGUUCACACCGACAACAUCAUGUGUGGCACACCGGUGACCAGAAGUCAGGCCAUCAUCAAUGACUGGUUAGAGUUUACCUGCGAUCCGCCUGUGCUUGCCCGGUAUGUUAGUGUUGCUAUACCGGGAGGUGUAAGCCUUAAACUGUGUGAGGUGACAGUAUCGACGUGUGACUUCCAACAAGCUGUAAAUGCUGUGGAUAUUACUCUGGUUGCGAAUCCUGCUCUCCUCGGUGAAACUGGAGACAACAGUUCGUCCAUCACAGCCUACAGAGGUGCAGGCGACAUCACAAACGCUGUAACGUUUGGUCGCCAACUGGCAACAGGAGAAACUAGUCAAGAACUUCCGUCGGGGUCCUUGGUUGUGGCUGAUCCGUCGACGGGAUGUGCAGCCACAUUGGCCCUGAGAUUACCAGAGGAGGGUGGAUUGAAUCGCACCGGUGUCUUCUACUCGGAGGCACUGAAUAACAACGUUAUUACCAGGAUACAGAUCGUCAUCUUAUCAAAAGGAAACAACAUUCACCUCCGCCCUGUUCAGCGAACGCAGACGGCAAGUACCGGAGACUCUGUUAUGUUGCAAAUGCGUAAUGUUAACUCACCGAACACCAACUACAGAUGGCGGCAUAAUGGUAAUGACGUCAUUGCAUCUUGGAACAACCUCCUGGAUGUGUCGGUUCCAAAUGUAAUCAUGGCAAAUGAAGGAUUAUACAGCUGUUUUGCUUCAGACCAUGAAGACGAACAACUGGACGGUAUCAUGAGACUUAUUGUAAGAGGUUGCCCCUCUGGGUUGUGGGACCCACCGUCAUGUCUGAAAACCUGUCGGCAAUGCUACAAUGGGGGUGUAUGCCAUGACAAGUCUGGUACCUGUGUUUGUGCUCCAGGAUUCAGCGGAGACAGUUGUGAGCAAGUACACGGUCGUCAUGUCUUUGGCAAGAAUGGUGAUCAGAGGUGUUCGGAUAGUGGAGAUCGUCAUCAUGAUGCGUGCCGGGGACACCUGUUCUGCCUUCCAGACCCUUAUGGUUGCUCAUGUGCUGCAGGUUACACGGGCCUGGACUGCAUGCAAGAAUGUGACGAUGGGACCUUUGGUGCCGAUUGCAAGCAGACAUGUCACUGUGCAUCUGGCGGAACGUGUUUAAAAGAUACAGGAGAAUGCAGCUCAGGUUGUGAUACUUUAUACUUUGGAAGUAACUGUCAGUGCUCAACACAGAAUAGCGUGCUUGGGCUCCAAGUGACGUCAGGCGAUCCCCAUCAGCUGUUCGUUAGUUGGCAACCGGAUCCCUGUGCUUCUGGCUAUGAACUGGUAACCAGGGACGAGUGUACCGGGGAAAUUUUAUUUCAGGAGUCCUUACCAGAGACGACUUACCAUUUCAUAACUGGGUUGGAGUCCCCAUUCAACUGCCGACUUUUCAUUCGGCCAGUGUAUCCGGAUGGCAUGCUUGGGACGUUGCGGGUAUUGCUCCAAGAAUCCAACACGAAGCAGGAGUCUUGCAUCUCGUGGUCUCUAGAAGACGCUGUUCUACAAAUGGAUGUGGCUGUGGAAGGCAGCGAAGACGCUGGUGUGUUUUCGGCUCCAGGCGACCUGAUUUUCUUUACUGGCCAGCUAAUUGUGUUGAACACAUCUCUAUCUGGAAGCACUGUUUCCGUAGACUAUCGGUGGUAUCUAGCUAGCAACGAAAUGGUCACUCACUCUCCCAGCAUAACAUGGUCUUUCAGUGAAGCCGGGAAAUUUACAGUCAGUGUCAUCGCAUCUGAUGGAAUAUCGAGCAGUGAUGCAGUGUCAAGAGUUUUAAAUAUACUCGAUCUGGAGAACCUUCCGUGUCAUCCGUCCUACGUCCAAAUUGCGGGCCACCGAACCAACGCCUCCUUUCCACUGACCUAUCCCCGUCACGUGCCCCUGUCUUUCCAAGGGCGCACGGACGUAUGGUGUAACCUGACCACCUUUCGCGUCGGCCUCCAAUGGACCGCCUUCCGAGUGGAGUCCAGGAAUGAGACCGAAAUGGCGCUUUCCGGGACCAUUGCCACGCACCUGCAGGAAAUCCACUUCCCCAAGGGUCUCCUGAGGUACGGACUGCACGUGCUGCAGUUCAGCGCCGUGGUGACAGCCCGCGGUGGGUAUGGCUACGUGAUUGGCCAGGGCAGUGACCGUGUGUGGGUCAGGAUUGAGCCCAGUCCACCCAAGGCGAUCAUCCUGGGUGGGUCAGCUCGGUCCGUCGGUUACAGUUCCUCGCUGGUUCUGGAUGGCUCAGGGUCAUUUGAUCCUGAUAAUUUCCAAGACCCCAUCAGAGGUCUGAAGUAUGCUUGGUACUGCUCAAAAGGAAGCAGACAGGAUCUUGAAUCACAGGUGGUGGCUCCUGCUUGCUUCGGCAAUAGCUAUCGUUUGCCCUUUAGCGACUCCUCUAUUCGGAUGCCAGCAAACACUCUUGCACCAGAUGAGGUUUACACGUUUGCACUGACCGUGAGUUUGACCGGACGAGGGAACUCUUCAACAUCUCAGAGUAUCACUGUUGUGGCACAAGAUCCGCCCGUUCUCAGUAUAAGCUGCCUGCAGAAUUGUGAGGAGAAACUGAGUGUUGGAGAGAGGGUUGUACUCCAGGUGACAUCGCCAACCUCCACGGUCAGUUAUGUCUGGGAUGUGCUCACGCGAGAUCAUGUCCCGGACGAAACCUUUGAUUGGGAUAGGUUGACCACCACUGGUAGAAACUCGGCAUACCUUGUCAUUGUGGGCGGGGCUUUUGAUGACGGAGACUAUAGAGAGCGGGCAGUGAGGGCAACAGGUUACCACCCUGACAGCCCAUCUCCAGGAUUUGCCGACUACACGUUUGAACUGAACGCCCCGCCUAGGAUGGGCACGUGCAGCCUGGACCCACCCAGCGGCUAUGCCCUGCAGACCCAAUUCAUCAUCGACUGUGUUGACUUUUGGGACGAGGAAGGCCAUUUGAUGUACACGGUCCGCGUGCCGCCUGCACUGGAGCGGAAGGAUGAGGCUGCCUUGCAGUUUCUAGAUCCCGUUCUGUACAGUGGUGCUUCCUCCACCACUCCCUCCGUCUACCUUCCCCUGGGAGAUGCUUCAAAGGGUCACCUGGUGACUAUCGCUGUGGAGGUUGCCGACAUACACGGUGCAUCCGUGAUGUUCACGAUGACUGCAGAGGUACGAUCUCCUGAGACAGUCAACCUGGGGGAUGAUGAGAACACCGGCGAGAUCCUACUGAACCUGACCAGCGGCACCGACUCAGAGCUCCAGGGGCUGAUUGACCAGGGCGACUUCCAGACGGCCGUGCAGAUCAUCGGGGCUGUGGGCUCCAUACUGGACAGCCAUGAUGGGUCGGCUGGCGAGGGGAAGGGACCGGACCACAUUGAGUCCCAGAAGAGCAAAGAGUUAAGGGAAGAGAUUCGAACAUCAACUGUGAAUACCAUAGCCACCAUGCCGGUCGAAUCAGUAGUCGCCCUGCAGCAGUCUUCCUACGCGCUGGUAGCUAUCACCCAGGACAAAAUGGAAGUCACUCAAGAGACGCAGUUGACUGCGGCUACAACCUUGGUAAAGAUGGGAGCGUUCCUGAAAGAGCACUCGGUGGAGCGGACGGACUGUGAAAGCUGCCAAACCUCCAUCGAUGAUGCAGCCCUGAAUCUUGUUUCGGGCCUGUCCAACAUCCUGGAUGCUGCCGUGGCGAGCGUGGAUGAACUGACGGCCGUAACAACUACACCAAUAGAUACGGUUUCCAGAAAUGAUACGAUUUCCAGAAACAAAACCACACCAAUUGAGGAGGACAAAGAUGACGUCAGGGCGAUUCAAAAGGAGGUCAAAGAAAAGAGCAAAGAGGUAACCAAGGCAACCCUGGCCACCAUCAGUGAUGUGCAGGAUGCCCUCAUCGUGGACAAGGUGCCAGGCGAGGAGCCCACGGUCAUCCACUCACCGGCGCUGACUCUGACCUCCCAGAGGCAGGAGCAGGGCACCCUGGGAAGGAAGUCUAUCGGAGUAACGGAGGCCCAGCCCAGCGGGUUCAUUCUGCCAGAUGCAGCAGUCAUCGGGAGCUUCAUGCCAGCCAAUUACACGGAUGCCAUCGAUACCCAGAUGGUGCAAUUUGCCACUGAUCCGUUUGUCUGGAGUGAAGGAAGCAAGGACGUCACGUCGGAAGUUGUUGGCCUUCAGUUGAAGACGGUCGACAGACAGGAGAUCAAAGUUACCGACCUACCUGUGGACAUCCAGAUCUUUGUGCCCAAGCGUACAGUCACCUUGGCCAACAAUACAGAAGUGACUGUCAACCGCAGCGCAACUGUCGUGAUCUCCUUGCAAGUUACCAACCCCAAUGCCACAGUCAGUGUGCUAGCCUUGCCGUCAGACACCAGUGCUGAGCUGUCAUGCUGUCUGCACUACCAGGGGAACGAGUCGUUGGUGAACCUGACCGAGGCGGACUGUUACAUCAACACCACACUGCCUGGAGAGGCCUCCAAGUACUGGCUACUCAUUCAUGACGCAGAUAGGGUGUUGAAGCAAAGAUACACAUGGAUGGUUGACCCAGAACAACUGCGCGGUGCAGGGAAGUACCAGGCAUUAUGCUCUGUGCAAGACUCUGCAGGGACCAGCCAAUCCAGGGCACCAGUUGCUGAGCCUGAUGACACGUUGAAGGUCCUGAUCGGUGUCUACAGCUCCCAAUGUCUUUUCUGGAAUGAGGAGGGGGAGGAGUGGGAUGGCACAGGCUGCAGGGCUGGGCCGUUGUCCUCUCCCGAGGUCACCCAGUGUCUCUGCAACCACCUGACCUUCUUUGGCUCCAGCUUUCUGGUCAUGCCCAACAAGAUCGACUUCUUGGCAGACACUAAGCUCUUCCUAACGUUCCUGGACAACCCCGUCGUGGUGACCACAGUUGUCGUAAUCUUGGCGCUGUACGUGGUUGUGGCGGUGUGGGCUCGCAGGCAGGAUAAGGCAGAUGCAUUGAAGGCCUGCGUAAUCACUCUAGAAGACAACGACCCCUUUGCCCACUACCGUUAUGAUGUAACCAUCGUCACAGGCAUGCGUAGGGGAGCUGGCACGACAGCCAUUGUCACGCUCACCCUCAUCGGCACAAGGGGCAAGAGCAGGCCGCACGUCCUGAGGGACAGACAGCGGCAGGUGCUGCAGAGGAGUGGAGUCGACUCCUUCCUGUUGACAACAAAGCAGAGCCUGGGGGAAGUGAAAGCGGUGAGAAUUUGGCAUGACAACGGAGGCGAGAACCCAGAAUGGUACGUCAGCCGCAUCACGGUACAUGAUCUGGAGACAGACGAUUGGUGGUUCUUCCUGUGCAAUUCCUGGCUGGCCGUAGACAUAGGUGAGGGCCACAUCGAUCAGACAUUCCCGACAGCCACCGAGAAGGAGCUGAGUGACUUCCGCCAUCUCUUCUCCACGCGGACCGUCCGGGACCUCCGGGACGGCCACCUGUGGUUCUCCAUCUUCAGCCGGCCAGCCCGGAGCACUUUCACCCGUCUCCAGCGUGUUUCCUGCUGUCUGUCCCUUCUUAUGUGCGUGAUGCUGACCAGCAUCAUGUUCUACGGCGUGCCCACAGAUCCCGCCGAGCAGGUCAUGGACUUCGGAGCUUUCCGGAUCACCUUCACAGAGAUCAUCAUCGGCAUAGAGAGCUCUGUCCUUGCAUUUCCCAUUAACCUGAUGAUUGUGACAAUCUUCCGGUACGCCCGACCUCCGGAGAUGAGGUCUAAACCCUACGAGAUAAAGAAUAGUCACAGGCCUUGUUCAAGUGAAACCACCUCAUCUCUGUCUCCCAGAACGAAAGAAGAAACGUCCCUGCCGGUGAGUUUGACUGAGAAAGUUGUGUUAAACACAGACACAACAAACAGCACAGAUCAUUGGAACAGUUGCAGCAAGGACACAUCAUCUGAUCAGGUUAUCUUUUCAACUGACCGGACUUCCAGAGAACCACCAACAGACACAAAUGGAAUCACAGGAAGCCAGAAAUGGGAAACGUCUAGUGGGGAAAUGAAAUUUUCACAGCUAACUGAGCCAGCACAGUUGAUUUCGUCAGCAAAUGAGAAUGAAAGCUACAGCCACAAUGAAUAUCUUCAUUCUUGCCUGGACCGCCUGGUAGACGACCUGGAUCUUCUGCCCCAUGAGCGUUUCUUGUCAGCGGAGCAGUACUUGAUGGCUAGGCAAGAGGCUCGGGAUCUCGUACUCACAGUGAUGACUAUUCGGACUCCAAGCUCCUCGCCGACUGACCGCAGUGAAACGGACAGCCAAUCCAAGACGGCCUUCUGUAAGUGCUCAUUCAAGUUCCUCCCUAAUGGGCUCCCUCACUGGUUCGUCUACAUUGGCUGGUUUUUGGUGUUCUCCACCACUCUGGUGUCGUCUUACUUCACCAUGCUGUACGGGCUCAAGUACGGCAAGAAACGCUCCAUUGAUUGGCUGGUGUCGCUGGUGGUAUCCCUGUUUCAGAGUGUAUUCUUCAUACAACCCCUGAAGGUUUUAUUGUUUGCUGCCUUUGUGGCUCUUGUUAUGAAGCAAUGGGACGCUGAUGAUGACGGAAGUGACGAUAUUGAGGAGAGAGAAAUCGAAAAUGCCCCGGAAGUUUACAGGAAGCUCCUGCGCAAAUGGAAGGCCACCCACUACCGGCCCCCGACCAACGCAGAGGUCAACACUGGCCGACGGCGUAAGGAGAUGGAGCGUAAGAUGUUCGCCCUCCUGCGGGAGAUUGUGGGUUAUUUCUUCUUCAUCUGGCUGGUUCUGAUUGUGGCGUACAGCCAGCGAGACCGCUCCUCCUACUACCUCACUAAGCAUGUCAGGGACGUUUUCUUCAGCAGUGACGAGUACCAUUCGAUAAGUGAUUUUGACGGGUUCUUUGAGUGGGCAGACCUUACUCUUCUCCGGGGCCUCUACCAAGGCGAUGACCAAACACUGUUUCUCAUCAGCGGGGUUCGUCUUCGGCAGCUCAGGGUCCGUCCAGAGCUCUGCCACAUAAACAGGUCCGUCAGAGGCAUAAUUGACAGAUGCACGCUGUCGUACUCCAAAGACACUGAAGAUACCGGCCUUUACAACAACUCAUGGAGUGCUCCCCUGAGCCACCUUUCAGCGAAUGGGACCAGCCUUCGGCGACAGGAUAUCUGGACGCACCAGCAAAAUGUGGCAGUUGGCCUUUGGGGACGGGUGGCAUCUUACCCCGGUGGCGGCUACGUGGCCAACCUGGGUGUGAACCAGACGGAAGCCCGUCGAUCACUGAAGGAUUUGAUGGCCAAGCGCUGGCUGGAUGAACACUCCAAAGUUCUGGUGGUGGAGUGGACGGUCUACAGUGCCAACACCAACCUGUUCGUGGUGGUGACGUUUCUCAACGAAAUCACAGCUAGCGGCGGCUUUGUCAAGACAUCUCACAUCCAGGCCGUUCGGUUGUACAGGAACACUGCUCAGUUCCAGCUCUUCGUCUUGUGCAUUGAGAUAUUGUUCUCGCUGUAUGCAGCCUUCUAUGCAUUUACUGAGGUGCGGAAGAUACAUCAGCAACGCGGAAGCUAUUGGCAUGAUGGCUGGAACUGGUUGGAGGUUGCCAUCGUUCUCACCUGCAUGGCCGUCAUCGCAAUCUACAUCUAUCGUCACGUGUCCACCGAGAGGCUUUUGGAGGUCUUCCGGGCGCGACCUGGGGAGUUCGUCGACUUCCGAGCUGCUGCCGCCGUCUCGGAAGCCUUUCAGUACCUCUUGGGUCUGCUGCUGAUCCUGUGCCCCGUCAAAUUCCUCCACCUGCUCAGGUUGAAUCCCAGGGCCCACCUGCUGACGUCUGUGCUGAGCGCCUCGGCCAUCGACGUCGGGGCCUUUGCCGGCUACAUCGUCCUGUUCAUGUGCGCCUUUGCUUUGCUCUUCCAGCUCAUCUUCGGCAGGCACCUGUUCACCUACAGCAGCAUCGUCUUGGCCCUGGAGUCGCUUUUUGUGCUUUUCCUCGGGGAAUAUAGAUACGAGGAGCUCUUUGCAGUCAACGGAGUCACGGCUUCGAUCUUGAUCAUCGUCUUUCAGGCCGUGGCCACCUACCUCCUGCUCAAUGUACUGAUCGCUGUGUUGAACCAGAACAUAAGCUACGUUAGGAGACACCACGAACCAAGUGAGGACGGUAAAAUCGGCCUUCUGUUGAUUUACAAAAUACUCUCUUGGUUCGGCAUUAAACACAGACACAAGUUUUGAGUAAGCAGUUGAAAGAGUGUGGAUGCAGUUGUAUUUCCUUGUUAGUUUCUCACAUAAAAAUCAUGGAGCACGAAAAUGGGACCUUUCUGCAAAUCAAUUUCGCGACCAGAAAAGUCAUUCAAUUUGUUUGUGCAAAUCACAUCUCAAUUAAACAGUGGUUUUCAUCGAAGUAAUCUUUACUUUCUCUCAUCAAAAAUUCAUCGAAAUGUUGCAGAAAGUCAAUUAUGUUUUAGGAUGGCAUUUCAUUAUGCGAAUCAUGUUUAUUUACUUCGAAUACCUUUAGUUAGUUUGGAGGGGGGUUUAAAUAUUUUGUAAAUAAUGAAUGUUUGAGUGCAUGCAGUAAUAAUUAUUUCACGGGGUGAUAGAUUGAAUGUUCUCUUCCCCGAAAUUAUUAUUUCCACUGCAUGAAUAUGAAACAUUCAUUGUGUCUUAUAUAACAUCUAAAAUGUGUAAAAGUUACUAUGUUAUCUUUUCCGACUUGGCUUGACGGCACGACACGCAGUUUUCACGUUCUGCGGAGCCUUGACUUGGCUUUUUAUGUAAAAAGUCACGACCGAGCCGGUAGCGCUUGCGUAGUUUAAGGGUAUACCUGUAGCUCUCUCAACGUUGCAUAUAACAAAUAAGUCAAUGACACGUGAUCGACGAUCCACCAAUCAGCUGCCGGGGAUUUACUGAGGCACUUUAACAAACAUAUCUGUCGGGGUGAUUAUAGUUCGACACACAUGUACAACGUAACAUUGAUAACUGAUAUUAAUAUUUCCACAUCUGACUUCGGUUCCUGUGUACUGUACCAAGGUUCUAAAAUAAGUCAGAUCAACAGUGUGUGUUUGGCUGACAUUUUAGAAUCUCUAAAUGUCAUCAUUGGCGACAAAUGCAAUUGAUAAGUUUCAUUCAAACUGCCAAACAGUUGCAGAGUCAAUAUUUCUCUCAAGAGUUUCAGAAUUUUUCAAGUCUACAGUGUCUUUUUUGUGGCAUUUUCGCAUCUGUAAAUGACAUUUGUAGCUACAGUGCUCAUUUUAUUUAAUCUUUUUUGAGAUCCUCACAAUAAUGCAAUAAACGUCAUGAAGAUGCAGCUCCUGCAAAGUCCUGGAGCAUUAAAAAGACC